Messenger RNA from Aricia agestis (brown argus), 4813 nucleotides. It is a transcript of the gene Gcn2, whose product is annotated as eIF-2-alpha kinase GCN2. Gene Ontology annotation, cellular component: cytosol. Gene Ontology annotation, molecular function: eukaryotic translation initiation factor 2alpha kinase activity; ATP binding; protein tyrosine kinase activity. The coding region runs from base 87 to 4703 and encodes 1538 amino acids. Lineage: Eukaryota; Metazoa; Arthropoda; Insecta; Lepidoptera; Lycaenidae. The transcript is spliced from 29 exons. Gene Ontology annotation, biological process: regulation of translational initiation by eIF2 alpha phosphorylation; DNA damage checkpoint signaling. The record is from RefSeq and is a predicted model, not a curated record.
UAAAACUUUGAAAUGAAUUAAUUAAUUUCAAUAGUUGUAAAUUGUGCUUAGAAUUCUUAUUUAUUAUUAACUAAUGGUUUGUUAAGAUGUGCGAGGAAACUAAUCAAGAAAGGCAAAACAACGAAUUGGUUGCCUUAGAGGCUAUUUUUGGUGAUGCUGUUGUGGAUGACAGAAAAAAGGUAGCUUGGAAUGGAUGGAGUCCGAACAAUAUUGUAUUAUCCCUGCAACCGCUACACAAUUCUGACGGAAUUCAUUCCACGGCAGUCUUACAGUUCAAAUGCUGCAAAAGUUAUCCUGAAAAGCCUCCUCAAAUAUCUAUUGUCAAAGCAGUUGGGCUGUCAGAUGAAAAUGUAAAGAAGUUGCUGAAUGAGUUAGAUGUGUUAGCCGAGCAGUUGUGCGGUGAGGUGAUGAUAUUCCAACUGGCUCAGUAUACACAGCAAUUUCUUCAUGAACACAACAAGCCAAUAUUAUCCUUUUAUGAAGAAAUGAUAAGGCAGAAAAAUGAAAAGGAAAAAUUAAAACAACAGAAUGAACUAGUCAGAGAAAAUGAAGAGCUGAAAAAAGUGAAAGAUGAGAUUCAAAAGAGACAAGAGGAGCUGCGUGAUGGCAAGAGAGUUCGUCUCUCUAGCUUGCACCAAGAGGAGGAUGUAAACGGACAUGGAGAUGAUCCGAAACUAGUGUACUAUGCGGACAACAAGGCGUCGCCGGCUAAGAGCGUCCCGCGCGCACGCACGUCCGUGCCGUGUACGUGCAACGCUAAAGGCGCGCAGGUGCUGCGACACUCACAGAGGAACAACAAGAAGCUGUAUAUGGGCAAUUGCAUUGGUCACUCGUCAAACGGCUCUACAACUUACCUCGCAAUCGAUGACGACGGAGAACGGAUAAUCGCGAAAAAAUGGAUUCUACAACCCGCCACAGACUUUCAGACCAGAAAUAGACAAAUAACAACACUACAGAACGAACUGAAAGCUAUGUGUAGAGUGCGACAUCACUCACUAGUACCCUACAUAGCGAUGGAAAUGUCCAUGGAGACGAAACGGACAGCCAGACAGUUUAUAUACAUAUUCCGGAAUUUCGUCCUCGGCACAUCUCUGAAGUUCCUACAGAAUAAGUCCAGUUGUGGUGAUAAGUUUGAAGCGUUAAGACUUUUGAGGCAUGUUGGUCUAGGUGUCAUGAGUGCUUUGAAGGAGUUGCACAAUUUGAAUCUACUGCAUCGUGACGUGCGGUAUGAAAACGUGUUUUUGGAGGAUGGUGGUGCCGUGAAGUUGGUGGGUGCGAGCCUAGAUGCCAGAUUAGUGGAGAUGAUAGACGGGGAAAAUGUCUGUGAUAAACAGACCAAAGCUCAAGACAUUUUUGCGGCAGCUCAGAUGCUGCUAUCCAUAAUAAGCAAAGACUCCGUACAUGAAAUACCCUCAGAUUUACCUGUUCCGGCCAAGGAUUUCUUCUCGAGGUGUCUCACGGAGGACGAGCAUGCGCAGUGGUCGGCGGAGCAGCUCGCCAAACACGCGUUCCUCAUAGACGCGCCGCAGAACGCGCCCAGCACUAAGGAGAAUAACGUCGCUGAUGGGGAAUCUGAGGACGAGAGCGCACCGCAUAAUAUUCAGGGUAUCAACUCUCUUCUCAACGGUCACUCGCGACUCAACGCGGAGUUCGAGGUGCUCAUGUGGCUGGGGAAAGGCGCUUUUGGUGAUGUGUUAAAGGUAAAGAACAAACUAGACGGCGGUUUCUACGCGAUAAAGCACGUCAAACUGAACCCGAAAAGCGUGGAGCUGAACAAAAAAAUCACGCGCGAAGUGAAGCUGCUCUCUCGACUGAACCACGAAAACGUUGUCAGAUACUACAACGCGUGGAUUGAGACGAGCACUGCUAGUGACGUCGAGGAAAGUAACGUGGUCAAAACUCCCAUCAAGAAGGAGGACAGCUUGCUGGAGGUCGUUGCCAAGCUGGGGCAGGACGUAAAGGUGAACUGGUCGAUGUCCGACGGUCCGGUGCAGGUGCGCGACGAGUCCUCCGACAGCGACGACAGCUCCGACGACGAGCCAGACCUCUUCUUUAACAUUAUGAGGCCCGAAGACGAAAGCAGUACCGGCAUAGAGUUUGAACAGGACUCCGACAACAAGUCCAUGACUAUUACCACGGAAGACACGAUAUCUCCCUCACCAGCGUUGAAACAGGUGCUGUACAUACAGAUGGAGUUUUGUGAGAAGAAUACUCUGCGGCAGGCGAUAGAUAACGGGCUGUAUCAGGAGCAUUUCCGAGCUUGGAGACUGUUUAGGGAGAUAUUGGAAGGUCUAUCCCACGUCCACCAGAAGGGUAUGAUACACAGAGACCUGAAGCCGGUCAACAUUUUCCUGGACUCCAACGACCACGUCAAGAUUGGGGACUUUGGCCUCGCUACUAAAUGCUUCACUGGCCUGCCCGUACAAAAUUCGAACCCAUCUCAAGACGAAGUGGACGGUCUUCUCACGGGUAAGGUCGGCACAACACUAUACGUGGCACCGGAACUACAACAAUCCACGACAAAAGUGAUGUACAACCAGAAAGUCGACAUCUACUCACUCGGCAUCAUACUGUUCGAGAUGUUCCAUCAGCCGUUCGAUACGGGCACGGAAAGAUGCACGGUGCUCAUGAAUUUGCGAAAGAAAAAGAUCAUAAUGCCCGAAGACUUCGUCAAAGAUGAGAAUUCGAAACAGAUACAUGUGCUAAGAUGGCUCCUAGACCACGACCCAUCCGCUCGGCCAACAAGUGCAGAACUUCUGAGCAGUUCGCACGUACCUAGAGCGGUACCCGAGGGGGCGUUGGCUGGUCUACUCCAGCAUACACUGAGUCAACGGGGUUCGAGGCCAUAUCAGAGGCUAGUGGCUGCAUGCUUAGACCAAAAACCGUCUGCGGCUGAGGACUUUUUGUAUCACAGCGCAGCAAGAUCGAAGCCUAUGGAUGCUAUUGGUGCUAUCAAAGAUGCUGUUAUUGAGGUGUUCAAAAGUCACGGUGCCAAGGAGUUUUCUCCGCCGCUACUAAUGCCCCGCGCGGAACGCUGGGACCAGUACCCGAAUGCGGUGCGACUCAUGACGUUUUCGGGCUACGUCUGUCAUCUGCCGCACGACUUGAGAUUGCCUUUCGCAAGGUAUAUAGCGUAUACAGCGACAAAAUACAUGCGUCGCUACGUAGUGGAGCGCGUGUACCGCGAGACAGAGCGGUCGGCGAGCGGCUUCCACCCGCGAGAGAUCAUCGAGUGCGCCUUCGAUAUCGUCGCGCCGAGAACUGAUUCCUUCUGGUCGGACGCAGAGUUACUAGUAGUAGCGAGUCGAGUGGCUAUGGCGAAUUCGCUGAAAGUGACCAUACAAAUGAACCACACGGAUCUCCUCAAGACUUUGUUGAUCGCGUGUGGUGUGCCUCAGGAUAAGCACGCUGGGUUAUAUCCUGUAUUAGUCGACGUGAGCUUGGGACGCAUAACCCAGCUGCAACUGCAAACGCAUUUAGCGACUCUCUGCCUGCCCGACCGCGAUGCCGCUAACCUGUUACGACUAAUGGAAGCGGACGUCGCGCCCGAGGCGGCGCGUGCGUUACUACACCCGCUGCGUACGCGCCGCGCCGCCGCACAGGAGCGGGCUUUGAGACAGCUGCAAAAUGUCGCGACUGCGGCUAGAGCGCUAGGGUGUACGUGUCCAAUAACGAUAGCGCCGCUGCUGGCGUACAACGCGACGCAGCACAGCGGCGUGUUCUGGCAGAUGUUGGUGGUGCGGAACGACACGCGGCCCACACCCAAACACAGGUCGAAGGAUCUCAUCGCUGUUGGUGGAAGAUACGAUAAUCUAGUCCAAGAGUUCUGGAGGGUAGCUCGCGCUGAGAACGACAACACCGAGUUGCGGUGUACGUCCGUGGGGUUCUCCCUGUCUCUGGAGCGGAUGGCCGCCAUCAUCAAGAGUAUGGAAGUUGAGGUGCCGAGCGCUGAACAGGAUUCACAGAGCAACGUAUCGUGCGUAGUCGUAAGCGCAGUGACCACGGCGGCGGAGGAACAGUCCCGACUGCCGCGUCUACUGUGGGGCGGUGGCGUGCGCGCGCAGCUGUGGGCGGGGCCGGCGCGCGACGCACGUGACGUCACGCGCGCGUCGCUAGUGCUUGAGCACGAGGGGGCGUACGUGCUGGUGUCGUGUUGGGAAGGCACGAGAGUGCGAGAACACAAAGUGCUGUUUUCAGAAAUAUUAGACUUUGUAAAGCAAAAGCUCAGGUCGGAAACCGUCAGGAGUCCAGAAUAUGGUAACCGUUCUAUAAGCUGGAAUGAAAGUGAUAAAUCGAACAGUCCGACCAUGUCUAUCACAUUCAUCACUGCCAGAGAAAGAAUCACUAAGAACUCGAAGAGGCAUUGUGAAGUUCAGAUAAACAAUCAAAUUGCGUCGCUAAUCUCUCAACUGGGCAUGGGCGUGGCGUGCGGCCGUAUACGCGUGAGUGUGCUAGCGCUGGCGUGCGAGGGUGCGUGCGUGCGGUUGCUGGCGUCGCAUCUCGGUUUGCCGCUUAUAGCUGACCAGCUGGCGUCAGCUUUCAGGCCGGCAAGCGAUGCGUUCCCGAAACUGCAUAAUAUUCUAGACGAGGCGUUACACGAACUGAUGAAUUUAGUGAAACAAAGCAACCAGAACAGAUCUGAAGAAGUCCAGUUAUACGCACUAUACUCCAUACCCGAUUCUGUUUGUAAGAUUAUUGUAUGAUACAUAAUAUUAUAUAGGUAAUCAAUGUUAUUUUAGGCAAUGCUGGCCUAAGUUUCAUUUGAUACCUUCUAUUAAGCUCUCUAAUGGAAUUAUUUACGCAGAAAAUAACA